Messenger RNA from Chenopodium quinoa (quinoa), 2958 nucleotides. Its product is annotated as ribokinase-like. NCBI's taxonomy places the organism in Eukaryota, Viridiplantae, Streptophyta, Magnoliopsida, Caryophyllales, Amaranthaceae. Gene Ontology annotation, molecular function: kinase activity. The record is from RefSeq and is a predicted model, not a curated record. The coding region runs from base 1505 to 2725 and encodes 406 amino acids. The transcript has 13 exons.
UUUAUUUUUUAUUUUUACCACCCCUUAAAUUAAAUAACCGCUCAGAUUACCACCCAUUUCAAAAUUCCGAUGAAGUUUCCGACAGUGGGCCCCACUUUUUUUAAUUUUUUUUCUUUUUUUUCUUCUAUUCUCUAGAUUUCCCACUCUCUCACCCCGAUUUUUUCACUCUCCAUCUUCUUCCUGCCUUCCAUUUCAAGCUCACUUCCAAAUUCUUCCUCUUCUUCAUCUACAAUUCCCCACCGGCAACACCACCCACCAAUUUCCUGGACAACCACCAUAAUCAACGCGCUAUCACCUUACACGCAGCGCCGCAUCUAGCCAUCACUGCAAGCCACUUGCAAGCCGCCGGACCUCCAUAUCGAACAGCUAAAACAUCAAUUCACACCCACAAAUCAGCCCCAAAAAUAAAUUAAGAAGAAAGAAUAAGGUCGAUUUAGGGUUCAUGCUUCAAUUGAAUUGGGGGUUUUCUUAAAUUAGGGUUCCUAUUUUAAGAAAACCCCCAAUUCAAUUGAAUUGGCAGGUGGUGGUGGGAGUUGGUGUGGUAAGUUCGUUGCGAUGGUUGUGAACUUAUGGUUGAUUUGAAUUAGCUAGUUGUUGACUAUGGUUUGAUGCGAUAGAGUUUGCGCCGGAGGUGGAUGAUUAUGGUGAUGAUGAUGAUGAUUUUGUAGGUUGUUGUUUGAACUAUUAUUAUUGUUGUUGUUUUGAGAGAGUGACUGAGACAUCAUCAUCACCAUUAACAACAACAGCAACAACAACAACGAAACGAAUAAUCUGCGAACAACAUUUACAGUUCACUCUCAUUAUUUUAAGGUUUUACAGUAAUGAUUUCGUACACAAAAAAAAAAAAAAAAGGCCAAACUGGGGAAAAUUACAAAUGGGUUUUUGCAAUUUUGUGUGAUUGUUUUGUAAAAUAAGUAUGUAAUUGAUUUGAAUUAGCUAGUUUGAAGCAGAAAAUUGUUUGAUUCAAUGAAGAAGGCAGGAAGAAGAUGGAGAGUGAAAAAAUCGGGGUGAGAGAGUGUGAAAUCCAGAGAAUAGAAGAAGAAAAAGGAAAAAAAUAAAAAAAGUGGGGCCCACUGUCGGAAACUUCACCGAAAUUUUAAAAUAGGAUAAUGUGAGCGGUUAUUUAAUUUAAGGGGUGGUAAAAUAAAAAUAAAAAUUAAACGGGAGGUUAUUUUUAAAACAGGUACAUUUUUGGGUGGUUAUUUACAAAUUGUCAUUAAAAUAUUUUAAUUAUGGGAUCAAAAAAAAAAAAUCAAACUGUAUUAGUUACGAGUAAAACUUUAAUUCUUUCUGUUACGAGUACUCCGUAGCCCUUACGGAGUACAAUAUUUCACAACAAAAUUUCGAUAAUUGACAACAACAAAAAAUGUGGCUAAACUAGCAUUUUCUCUCUUGGCUCUUUUCAUUGGUAUCAUCUUGCACAAUAAUUUAUUGCACCUGGCAGAAAAAUUCUCUCUUUUUCUCUGCCUGUCUAAUAACUCCCAAAACAAAAAAUCCAGCAAAAAUGUUAACUUAUUUCACAAAUUCAGUUCCCAACACUUCACUCAGAAUCCCCUACUUUCUCUCUCCUCAAGUUCCCACCUCCAAUCCCAGGGCAAAAAUGAUGUCUUCUUCUCUACCAGAGAAUCGCAUUGUUCUAGGUUGUGGAGGUGUAGUUGUGGACUUGUUAGCUGCUGUUGCAAGCUAUCCUAAGCCAGAUGACAAGAUUAGAAGCACCAGUUUUCAGGUUCAAGGAGGUGGUAAUGCUGGAAAUGCUUUGACAUGCGCUGCUCGGCUGGGGUUACAUCCAAGGCUAAUAUCCAAGGUUGCUGAUGAUGCUCAAGGUAGAGGAAUACUAGAAGAGCUUGAAGCUGAUGGUGUUGAUACUUCUUUCGUUGUUGUCUCACCAGAGGGUAAUUCACCAUUUACCUAUAUCAUUGUCGACAAUGAAACGAAGACUCGCACGUGCAUUCAUACUCCUGGAUACCCCCCAUUGGUACCAGAAGAACUCUCCCAGUCAAGAUUAGAAUCUGCUAUAGAUGGAGCAGGGCUUGUAUAUUUUGAUGUUAGACUGCAUGAAACUGCUAUAGUAAUUGCGAAAGAGGCAACUCGUAGAAAUAUUCCUAUUCUAGUUGAUGCAGAAAAGAAGAGAGAUGGGCUGGAUGAGCUUUUGAGUUUUGCCACAUAUGUGGUGUGCACAGCGAAAUUUCCACAGGUAUGGACAGAAGCUUCUUCUGUACCAACAGCCCUUCUUUCCAUGUUGUUGAGAUUACCUAAAGUUAAGUUUGUGAUUGUGACUCUUGGUGAAGAUGGAUGUAUCAUGCUUGAAAGAAGUCACAACAAAGCUUCAAAUUCAGAGGAAAUGUGUAUCGACGAAGUUUUUGAAUCUCUGAAGCGAAAGGCACCCAGUGACGACUCCAAGCCAUCCUGUGUUUCAUCGUCUGUGGUGACAUUGAAAGCAGAUGGGAUUGGGACACUAUGUGGGAGGCUACACGUGGGGACAGCUGAAAAGAUUCCACCCUCUGAACUCGUUGAUACAACGGGUGCUGGAGAUGCAUUUAUUGGAGCAGUUCUUUAUGCUUCAUGUGUGAAGUUGCCUCCAGAGAGGAUGUUGCCGUUUGCUUCGCAAGUGGCUGCCUGUAGCUGUAGAGCAUUGGGAGCUCGGUCAGGUCUCCCCCAUCACUCAGAUACUCGUCUUGCACCAUUUUUACACGAGGGUUCUGAAAUUGCUGGUCUGGUGCCAUGAGUGUGCGUAAGCAAAAUUGGUAUAUACCUUAUUACCUUAUAAGAAAAUGUGCAUUUCUACCCUGUAUAAUAUUGUAACUUGCCCCAAAUUGGCAUUUCCACCCUGUAUGACUUUGUAACUUGCCCCGAAUUGGCAUUUCUAAUUACUGACUAUUAUGAAUGCAUUGGCUGAUUUUGUACGGUGAUCAUCAGUUAUCCUUUUGUCAAUUCCUUAACGAAUUCUUUUGAUGUUCU